Messenger RNA from Panicum virgatum (switchgrass), 1335 nucleotides. RefSeq lists its product as uncharacterized. The transcript has 2 exons. NCBI's taxonomy places the organism in Eukaryota, Viridiplantae, Streptophyta, Magnoliopsida, Poales, Poaceae. The coding region runs from base 235 to 1056 and encodes 273 amino acids. Gene Ontology annotation, biological process: arachidonate secretion; phospholipid metabolic process. The record is from RefSeq and is a predicted model, not a curated record. Gene Ontology annotation, molecular function: A2-type glycerophospholipase activity.
UCCUUCCCUUAUCCGCCACCCAAAUCCGGCGAACCGCCCGGCCGCGCCACCCAAUCCCCUCCUCAAAUAACCACCGGCGCCCGCGGCAGCCACCCCUCUCGCCCGAGGGAAAUAACAAACCCGCACGCCACCGCGCGGCCGGCCACCGCCGCACGAACGAACCUGCCGGAAGCGCCAGCGGGAAAAACGGGCGGGAUCCUCACCGCCCCGCGGGCCGCCGCGGCGCCGGCGGCAAUGGAGGUCGCCUCCUCGUCCUCCUCCCCGUCGCCGCCGCCGGCCUCCUCCAAGCUGGCGCUCCGGCUCAACCCCGCGGCUGUCCUCCUCCGCCGCCUCCCCACCACGACCCCGACCACCGCGAGCCCCGUCACCGCGUCGGCGUCCCCCGCGCGGGCCGGCGGCGGCGCGUACAACCCGCUCGCCGCCUUCCUCUCCUCCCUCAUCCCCUGGCGCGAGCAGCGGCCGCCGAAGCAACAGCUGGACCACCCCGCCGCAUCCGCCACGGCCUCGGCCGCCGCGGCGCGGAGGGCGGCCAAGGCGGCGGCCGAGGAGGAGGCCGCGGCGCGGCAGCUGGUGGGGUGCGCGGUGCCGCUGUUCCGGCCGUACGUGGCGCAGCUGCCGUGGCACGGCGGCGCGCGGGCGUGGCUGUCCAAGCUCUUCCCGCGCUACGGCCACUACUGCGGGCCCAACUGGUCCAGCGGCAAGGAGGCCGGCUCCGUGCUCUGGGACCGCCGCCCCGUCGACCACCUCGACUUCUGCUGCUACUGCCACGACAUGGCCUACGACACCCACGACCAGGCCCAGCUCCUCCGCGCCGACCUCGCCUUCCUCCGCUGCCUCGAGGGCAGCCGCCAGACCCCCGCACGCGACGGCAUCGCCGCCGCCGUCAUCUACCGCGCCAUGUGCAUCUUCGGACUGAAGACGAUCCUGAUCCCGUACCGGACCAACCUCGUGCGGCUGCAGACCGGGCCGAAUUACGCCGAUUUCUUCGCCGAUUUCGUUAAGAGGGUGGCGUCGUCGUCGGGCAGGCCGACCGGCGGCGAGAAGCAGAGAUUGUGAACGGAUUUGCUCGCUUCAUUGUAGAUUUUUUUAGAUUAAGCGUUUGAUAGUAGAUGGCGCCCAAUUAAUUCAUUGGGGAAUGAGAUCGUAGUAGUUCCAUAGCUUGGGUUGAUCUAAUCCAAUAUGACGUUGCGUUACCCACUUACCCUGCCUAAUUAGUUUAUUGUAGUUGUAGCAACUGAUCUGAAAGUUGGGAUUCCUACUAUGAAUGUAGGUGUUUAUAACUUUAUAUAGCAUACAACGCGAUCGUAGCAAAUAUUUGCUGCCCUUGGUUGAUAA